GAGAGACCGAUUGUUUUUGACGAUCCUGCUUUUGUGACGAAAUCAGGAUUACAAAACAGGAUCCAUUAUGUGGUGUUUGUUGUUGAUGCAUCAAAGCUACAAAAGUUUGACCCUAAAGUCAUGGACAAAAUCAAAAUAAUUCGGACUUCAGCCACGAAGAUUGAAAUACCACAGGCACUCCUCCUGACAAAAAUCGACAUCGAAGACAAAGAAGUAGCUAACAGAUUAGAGACGGUAUUCUCGAGCUCUGCUAUUGAGACCAAAGUACAGCAAGCCUCUGAUAUGUUCGGAUUUCCAAAGAACCACGUUUUCCCGGUGAAGAAUUACGAAAAUGAGAUUAUGCUUGAGGACGGGGUGAAUAUUUUGGCUUUAUUGGCUUUGAGACAGAUCCUGCUCUUUGCUGAAGACUACAUGGACAAUAAAAUAACUGAGGGAGUUGGAUGUCCUGAUAAAGUCCAAGAACAUGAUUUAGAGACUGCAUCAGAGUCUAUUUAAUUGCUUGACGGGAAAUACGACUACUGUCAUAAUGAGCAUUAGUGUGCAUUCUACAGGAUAUCUGACCACAUUUCAAUAAUCAAUUUCUAGUGAUAAUAGUGUUUACCAUGUACUCUAUUCGUUUUAUGCAUGUAAAUAUUCUGAUAUUUACUACCAUUUACAAUGACACAAUCUUUUGAUUAAUUAUACGUUGUUUGACUUUGGUGUUAUCACCGUAUACAUUAAAUAACUUCAUGUAUGAUAA
Messenger RNA from Dreissena polymorpha, 739 nucleotides. RefSeq lists its product as uncharacterized. The record is from RefSeq and is a predicted model, not a curated record. Lineage: Eukaryota; Metazoa; Mollusca; Bivalvia; Myida; Dreissenidae. The coding region runs from base 121 to 495 and encodes 124 amino acids. The transcript is spliced from 2 exons.